Camelina sativa (false flax) is the source of this 684-nucleotide messenger RNA. The record is from RefSeq and is a predicted model, not a curated record. Lineage: Eukaryota; Viridiplantae; Streptophyta; Magnoliopsida; Brassicales; Brassicaceae.
UAAUCUCCACCAAAUUCUCCAGUUUUUUUUUUUUUCUCUUUCAUCUACAAUCACAGUACUCAUCUAUGGCGAUUUCUCAAGCUCAACCUCUGCUUCUUCUCCUCAUAUCUCUCUUCCUCUUGCCUGCUUUGCACGCCACUUCUUUCUCCUACUGCGAUAAGAGGCUCGAUCCCGUCAAGGUCACGGGUGUGAAGAUCUCUCCUAACCCCGUUGUGAGUGGUGAAGCUGCAACAUUUAAGAUUUUGGGUUCUACUGGCGAAGAUAUCUCUGGUGGAAAAGUAGUGAUCAGGGUUUCAUACUUUGGGAUUCCUGUCCAUACCGAAACUCAUGACCUCUGCGAGGAGACGGCCUGUCCGGUUGCACCAGGCAACUUUGUGCUCUCUCAUUCUCAAACCCUCCCCUCAAUUACGCCGCCUGGCACUUACACGCUGAAGAUGACGAUAAACGACAAGAAUGGCGGAAGACUAACGUGCAUCAGCUUCAAAUUCAAGAUCACAUUAAAAUCCGCGGUCUUUGCUAUUUAAAGUUUUAUGGUGUUAAAUACGUUGACGUCUUUGUGAAUCUCUCUGUGUUUACUUUUGUGGUGUCUAAAUAGGGAAUCUGCGCUUUUGAGACUUGUGUUGAUAAUCUACAUGGAACAAAGAGUGAACAGACCAUUAUCUGCUAUUAAGCUUAUUAUUUAUA